AUGGCAGCGAUCACAGCAUCCAGUGCUGGCGGUAGUGAGGGGGGCAAUGCAAGCGGUGGAAGCGGCGGUGCAGGUGAUGCAAGCAGUGCGAGGGGUGCAGGCGGUGAAAGCUGGGGUUCGGAGCGGUUCUACAUGGUGACGGGCGAGGGCGACUACUGCGCGGGCGAGUCGCACUGGACGUGGAGCUUCCUGUGCGCUGCGGCGGAGGCGAAGGCUCUCAACCGCACGCUCAUCAUCCCCAUGGCCAGGUGCCUGGACGCACGGCAUACUUUGUCGCAUCUGACGGAGGAGAAACCGAUGGUGCUGUAUUAUGCCAUGGACCACUGGCCGCGCUUCCAGCCCAUAAUGCCGAGCCUCCAGUUCGAGGUCAAAUUUGGGCCACUGAACGUGACGAGUCUGAGGGAGAGGCACAAGAUGAGCGUGCGUGUGUUUGAGGGGAGCGAGCCCACGAGCAGGCUGGAGAGCGAGGAUGCGCGCAGUGCCACUCUCAUCGUGCGCAACGCAUGGUUCGCCUUUCAGAUGUGCUCUGAAAGCGGGGAUCAGAAGCGUCUGGUGCGCAACUACAACCUGAUCCAGCGUCCCAUGUACCUGCGGCGGCUGGCAGAGGCCAUUCGGCGCAGCAUUGGCGGGGACUAUGAUGCCGUGCACGUGCGGCGAGGAGACAAGCUGGAUAGCCGCUUCUGGCCGCACCUCGACCGAGAUACCCGCCCUGAUGCCCUCUUGAAAAAGCUACCCAAGUUUAUAAAGCCGGGGCGCCACGUGUACAUAGCGUCAAACGAGCGCACGCCGGGCUUCUUCAGCCCGCUCGCCUCGCUCUACAAGAUCCACGUGCUCUCCGACUACAGCCACCUCUGGGCGCCCGGCAGUGACUGGUACAACGCGUGCUGGGAGCUCAUGCAGAGACAGCGGGUUAUACACGGAGAGACCGGACCGGUGUUUGAUGCUCAGAUGCAGUGGAUAGUGGAUGACAUUUUACUGAGACAGGGAAGGAAGGGAGUGGAGACUUUCCCUGAUCUUACCAAUGAUACGAGACACGCUAUUGCGAGAUAG
Molecule: messenger RNA, 1050 nt
Organism: Closterium sp. NIES-65
Lineage: Eukaryota; Viridiplantae; Streptophyta; Zygnematophyceae; Desmidiales; Closteriaceae
Source: the annotation of a GenBank genome assembly